Molecule: messenger RNA, 1889 nt
Organism: Trematosphaeria pertusa
Lineage: Eukaryota; Fungi; Ascomycota; Dothideomycetes; Pleosporales; Trematosphaeriaceae
Exons: 1
Coding region: 219-1766 (515 amino acids)
Molecular function (GO): protein binding
Source: RefSeq, a predicted model, not a curated record
UGGAGAAGAGGGAAGCUGGCGCCUGAGCCUUUCCUCUUCUGGCUAGCGCACUUGGGGUGUCACAACCCCCGGUUUGUUUUCCAACCCCACAGCGCGUCCAUUCUGCUCCCAACACGCACCGUUAUCUGCUUCGCAAGAGUUUUUCACGCAUCUGAAGGUUAUUUGAGUUCAAUUAUCGAGCUUGCUAGCUAAAGUAUUUCGACUGAGACGGAGACACCAUGGCCGCCUUGGAUGGGCUCCCCAACGAGCUCGUUGACACCAUUGCCACAAACCUUGCAUUCGAAGACAUCAACAACCUUUCCUUGACGUGCAAGUCAUUGCGCGCAGCUACAAUUCCAGGCAUUUUCCGCGCCAUCAACAUGACCUGGGACUACCGCGCUCGUACGACUCCCAAGCUCGCCAGCUUGCUCCGGACUCUCCUCGAAAGACCCGACUUUAUUCGGCACGUGAAGAGCAUUAGCCUCUACUACAGAGGGUUCGAUUUUCUUUUAGAGGAUUGGGAGGUGGAGGAUGAGCUUCCUCCGUAUACGCCCGCUCUCGACUCGGACGACAAGAAGCUGUUCGAGGAAGCUAUCAACGCGUCACGAUUCGCUAGACCUGAGGAUUGGAAGCAGGCAAUCUUCGGCCAACGAUCUUUAAAGGCUGUUGUGGCACUGCUGCUCUUCGUUUGUACCAAUCUUGAUACGCUCGCCCUGGAUAUCGACUUCCUACGGUCCAAUACAUUCCUUCAAGAAGUCCUCCGACACGGUUCCCCCACCAGCCAGCUCUGCAAGGCCCAACGACUGCCUUUCCAGAAGCUAAAACGUAUUAGCGUAGGCUGCGAGUCGGGCCCAGAGACCGUUUACGCACAGACGUUGUUGCCACGCGACUCAUUCCUGCUGCUGUUCUAUCUACCGCAAGUGCACGUACUGGAUUUAUCGCUGCUACCGAAUCAUCCAAUCACUAGCUGGCUCGAGGAGACCGGUGUCCCCUUUUUCUGGCCGCUUCCAGUGGAACCUGUCGCGACCAAUCUCACGGCUUUGCGAUUAAUUCGCACAACGGCUGCCCCUCACAAGAUUGAUUCCCUGCUCAAGAGCACGCCCAACCUUACGACGCUGGAGUACGACUACUUAAGCCCGUCGUCCCAGGCACCCCUCGACUUAGUUUCACUACGUUCUGCUCUAGACCACGUCUACCUUACCCUCGAGCAUCUGGUCAUCGACUACGAGAUCUUUGUUGAUGAGGAGGCACGAGACCCAGAAUACCUUGCAACGGUUUGCAGAGGCUCCAUAGGCUCUCUCUGCGACUUUACGUCUCUCAUCACCCUAGAAAUCUGUCUGCCCGUACUCUUCGGCCAGGUCCGUCCAGCGAACGCUCCGUCCCUGGCCCAAGUGCUCCCUCCAAAUAUCUCGGCCUUUACGCUCACACUCAUAGACGAUUUAUUCGAUCACGACGCCUUUGCGCAUUGGACAAAUCUAGCGCUUCUAGAUUUUAUUAAGGCAUAUUUGAGUGGCGAGACUAUAGAUGGAGCACAUAUGAACUAUAUGGUCGAUGAAGAGGAGGUCACGUGGAGGAGGUCCGCGGCCCCUGGUUGGGAAGCAGCGACGCCAAAGCUACAGAAGUUUACAUUCGACAUCCGUCAACGAUCAGGGCGUUACUAUGACGACUGGACCUGGAGGAACCCGGAAAAUGGUCUGAUAAAAGCGUGCGAAUUGCAAGGCUUGCAGUGCAUUCUUCUAAACGAGGACGAGGACAAACUACGGCGUCCACGAGGCCUUGUCUUCUAGAGCACAGACUCGUUACCCGAGCCCCGCAACCUGAUAUCCCAUGUGCGGCCAAGCAAUCGAUCCUCAUGUUCCACCUAGUCACUCAACUUCUUCCACAGCCACAUGAAGUACAUCCGAUCAGUC